Messenger RNA from Nicotiana attenuata, 2257 nucleotides. RefSeq names its product transcription factor GAMYB-like. The transcript is spliced from 4 exons. The record is from RefSeq and is a predicted model, not a curated record. Lineage: Eukaryota; Viridiplantae; Streptophyta; Magnoliopsida; Solanales; Solanaceae. The coding region runs from base 681 to 2033 and encodes 450 amino acids.
GACACCUUAGCUAUUUCUCUCAGUGUUUCUUUUUUGUCAAACUCUUUCAAUAAUAAGUGGAUCUCACUGUUCUUGAUUUCUUUCUUCACUAAACACAAUUCGGUUUCUUAAAAAUUUAAUCUUUUAUUGUUCAUUUAACAAAAAAAAAAAAAAAAAAUUCUUAAAGUUAGGAUUUUUGCAUUCCCAUUCAGCUUCUAACUUUGUUUUAUGAGUCUUAAAGUUCUUUUCUUGAAUUUUGUAUAAUCCAUAUUUUGGAUUUCUCAAAGAUUUAAUCUUUUUUUGUUCAUUUAUCAAAAAAAAAAUAUAAAAAAAAAAAUUAAAGUUAAGAUUUUUUGCAUUUCCAUUUCAUUUUCUAGCUUUUUAUGGUUCUUAAAGUUGUAAUCUUGGAUUUUGGUAUAAUACAUAUAUAGGGGUUGGAGUUAAAUUUUAAAAGGUUUGAUCUUGUUAGUUUAUGUGAUUUAAUUUCUGAGUUUGUUUCUGUAUACUGGGGUUUUAAGCUUAUAUUCAGCUUUUUUAUGUGUUAAAUUCAAUUGGAUUCUAUUAUUUCUUCAUUUGUUUAUUUUGAGUGUUUUUGAGGGAUUAAUUAGUGGGACCACUUGCUCCAAGACUCUGUGGGCUGCUUCACUAGUUUUCUUUAUUCAGGCUAAACUGUUGGGACGGACUUUUUAACAUUUUAGGAUAUGAGCAUCACUAUUGAAACCAAUGACAUGAUGACAUCCAAAGUAGACGUGGAUUCGCCCGACGAAGCUACUGGUGGAGUAAACGCCGGUGGAAGUGAACCACUUAAAAAAGGUCCCUGGACUUCCGCGGAAGAUGCAAUUUUAAUGGAUUACGUCAUGAAACAUGGCGAGGGGAAUUGGAAUGCUGUCCAGAAGCAAUCAGGACUUGCUCGUUGUGGUAAAAGUUGCCGUUUGCGGUGGGCAAAUCACCUGAGACCAGAUUUAAAGAAAGGUGCAUUUACUCCAGAGGAAGAGCGGCAGAUAGUUGAGUUGCAUGCUAAGAUGGGAAACAAAUGGGCACGAAUGGCUGCUGAGUUGCCUGGCCGCACAGAUAAUGAGAUAAAGAACUACUGGAACACCAGGAUAAAGCGACAUCAGCGUGCCGGCUUGCCAGUUUACCCUCCAGAUAUUUGUUUCUUGGCAAGUCAGAACAAACAAAAUGAGGAGUUGAGUGCAUUCUCCUCUGCAGAUGCACAAAAUCCUGAUGUCUCGGGAACUAACAAUUUUGAUAUUCCUGCUGUAGAGUUCAAAAAUUUGGAACUCAAUCGGCCGUUAUAUCCACCACCACUCUUUGAAAUUCCUUCUAAUAGCCUGCUCGAUAUUACUGUAAGUAGCUUUCUCGCCCAGGGUCAUAGUCCUCCCUAUAAUAGUACGUCUUUCCUUUCGACAAUGCAUCCGUCUAAGCGUAUACGAGGAUCAGAAUCCGUGUUCUUCGGUUCAAAUGGUGGUUCUUUGCUAGGUCAGCCCUUGGGGUUUUCCUCAUAUAAUAAUCAUAAUGUAACAUAUGAUGAUCACCGACCAUUCUCGAGUAUUGUAAUUCCGGGCAGCCAUGCCCCUUUAAAUGGCAAUUCCUCUUCUUCAGAGGAGCUCCCUUCACUCCAAAAUCAGACGGCGAAUUGGGGCCCACCAUCUUCCCCUUUUCCUUCACUAGAGUCCGUUGAUACUCUAAUUCAGUCACCUCCAGCUGGACACAGUGAAUCAGGUAGUGAUCUGUCGCCUAGGAACAGUGGUUUACUGGACGCUAUGCUUUAUGGAUCACAAACUAUGAAAGCUUCAACCCAUAACUCACACCAAGAGAAUGAGACGUUUGGUGAUGCAGUCGAUAAUUAUUAUGGCGAUCCACUCUCUCCUUUGAGUCAUUUCACUGCAUCAGCAUUUAGUGAAUAUGCCCCUAUCGACGGAAGCUCAUUACAUGAGUUCCCGUCAUUAGCCACAAUGCCAGGAUGCAAAGUUAAGCAAGAGAAUGUUGCCACAUCAUCAGGGCAAGCUUGUGGACGCGAUUCUUGUGCAUGGGAUGCCAUGUCCGCUAUGUAGUCGAUGAGCUGAACGCGAUUAUGGUACUUUUAAAAUCCAUGAGAACAUCUUUUUUUUAGACCAGUUUGUUAUCUCAGUUAUUAUAUGACAGUGGAAUACAAUGUAAUAGUUUCCAUUAACUGGAAAAACUUUUGCAUGUUCUGGGUACAUUGAGUUUAGGCAAUCUAAAGACAAAAACAUUGAUACUUCUUUUUAUAAUAUUAGACUGAGACAGGCUUAAUUAA